This is a messenger RNA of Didymella exigua CBS 183.55, 2287 nucleotides long. Its product is annotated as arginyl-tRNA synthetase. Gene Ontology annotation, biological process: arginyl-tRNA aminoacylation; mitochondrial translation. NCBI's taxonomy places the organism in Eukaryota, Fungi, Ascomycota, Dothideomycetes, Pleosporales, Didymellaceae. Gene Ontology annotation, cellular component: cytoplasm; mitochondrion. The transcript has 2 exons. Gene Ontology annotation, molecular function: arginine-tRNA ligase activity; ATP binding. The record is from RefSeq and is a predicted model, not a curated record. Bases 37 to 2277 code for a protein of 746 amino acids.
GACGCAUAGCCCCCACCAAGUGGUUUUCUGCUCUGCAUGCGUGCCCUUACUCGCGGCCCUCUCAAUCUUUUCAGUUCUUCCUCCCACUCUUUCAGUAGGCCGUGGGCGACUCAUUGCAUUUUCCUUUCCUUGACUCAGUCCUGGGCAGUCACAUCCACUACCACAGUCGCAGCUUCCCCACGAAAUAGCUCGCGAACCAAUCCUCUCGCGCACUCUCGCCUCUCAUUACGCGCAUACAAAAGUCGCGGACCGCUUAUCGCCGGCACAGCCCGUCGCCACUACUCUCAAACCGACACUCGACCCUUCGCGCCUUUUGGCAAUAUCGACGCGUCAACGCUCUCAGCACUCAGUAUGGAGGAGCUCAGCAAGACACUCAAGGGCCUCGGCCUUGAGCAGGUUCCCCAGGAGCCGAACACAUACCCUGAACUGAACCCUUUUGACAUUUACCGAAGCCACAUCACUGAGCUUCUGGCAGAGGUCUCUGGCGUCGACAAGAAGAUCAUAUACCCCACACUUGCAUGGACAGCGAAGCCUGAGAACGGCGACCUGCAGCUUGCUGUUCCUGCGCUACGGCUCAAGGGCAAGGAUCUGAAGGCGUACGCGCAGGAGCUGGCAGACAAGUUCCCUGAGAGCCCUCUUGUUAAGAAGCCUGUUGUCACCGGCACUUUCGUUGGUUUCUUCUUCAAGCCUGAGUCGCUCACAUCCAUUGUUCUCCCCUUGGUCUUCAAGGCAGGUCAGAGCUAUGGUUUCAAUAAAAGCUUUGGAUUAAAGGAAGAUGGCACAAAGAAGAAGAUGGUCAUUGACUUCAGUUCGCCCAACAUCGCCAAGCCCUUCCACGCCGGUCACUUGCGAUCCACAAUCAUCGGUGGCUUCCUGUCGAACCUUUACGAGGGCAUGGGCUGGGAUGUCGUCCGUUUAAACUACCUUGGUGAUUGGGGCAAGCAGUAUGGUGUUUUGGCUAUCGGUUUUGACUACUUUGGCUCUGAAGAGGAGCUCGUUAAGAACCCUAUUGGCCACCUUUACGACAUCUAUGUCAAGGUCAGCAACAUUCAAAAGAAUGAGGCAGACAAGGCCAAGGCUCUCAAGGCCGAGGUCGCUAAGGACAAGGAGGAGGGCAAGGACACAUCUGCAAAGGAGGCCGAGAUCACUAAGAUCGAGACCGAGGGUAUCGACGAAAAGGCUAGGCAGUACUUCAAGGGUAUGGUUGAUGGUGAGCCCAAGGCCAUUGGCAUCUGGAAACGUUUCCGAGAACUGUCGAUCGAGAAGUACAAGCAGACAUACGCCCGCCUGAACAUCCACUACGACGUAUACAGCGGAGAGUCGCAGAUUAAGGACGAGUCAAUGGGCCUUGGUGUCAAGGUCAUGUGGGAGAAGAAGGUGUGCGAGGACUCUGAGGGCGCUGUCAUCGUCGACCUCACCAAGCACUCGAAGAAGCUCGGAAAGGCGGUCGUCCAGAAGAAGGACGGCACAUCGCUCUACCUCACCCGUGACAUUGGUGCUGCGUAUGAGCGCAUGCAGACAUACCAUCCCGACAAGCUCAUGUACGUCGUUGCGUCGCAGCAAGAUCUCCACCUUGCCCAGCUCUUCAAGAUCGAAGAGCUCAUGGGCUGGAAGGAAAUCUCCUCCAUCUCUCAGCACAUCAACUUCGGUAUGGUCCUCGGUAUGUCGACACGAAAGGGCACUGCCAAGUUCCUUGACGACAUCCUUCGCGACGUCGGCGAGAAGAUGCACGAGGUCAUGCGCGGCAACCAGGCCAAGUACGAGCAGGUCGAGGACCCAGAGAAGACAUCUGAUACCCUCGGUAUCUCCGCGGUCAUGGUCCAGGACAUGAAGGGCAAGAGGAUCAACAACUAUAACUUCGACAUGGACCGCAUGUGCUCGUUCGAGGGUGACACAGGGCCGUACCUGCAGUACGCUCACGCCCGUUUGUGCUCGAUCUACAGGAAGGCUGUCGAUGCCGAUCCUUCGCUGAAGGACAUCGACCUUACCACAGUCGACCUCAGCGAGCUCCAGGAGCCCCACGCUGUUGACCUCAUCCGUCAGCUUGCUUCGUGGCCCGACACAUUUCUCAAUACCUUCAAAACACAGGAGCCCACUACCGUCCUUACAUACCUCUUUAAGAUGUCGCACGCUGUCAGCGCAAGUUACGAUCACCUUCAGGUAGUGUCCAGCGAUAAGAAGGUCAACCUCCCCAGGCUGGCGUUGUAUGUUGCGGCUAGGCAGGUGUUGAACAACGGCAUGAGGGUACUUGGCCUCAGCCCUGUCGAGAGGAUGUAAGAUGUUGCGG